AUGUCUCUUGUAAAGAUUUUUUCUGUGACUUCUCGUGUGAGGGCAGCCAGUGCUUGCAAUAUCCGUCAUGCUCAAUACAGUACUCCUACUGGGGGUAAGGUUGAGACAGUGUACCCGCAAGAAGUGCCAGGAUACAAAUAUGUAAAUGCAGAAGACCCUGACAUGAGCUUUAAAGCUAUGACCGAUAGAGCUGCACAGACAAUGUUUUGGACAGAGUUGAUUAGAGGUUUUGCUGUUACUUUUGCUCAUAUUUUUAAAGAGCCUGCUACGAUUAAUUAUCCAUUUGAGAAAGGCCCUUUAUCACCAAGAUUUAGAGGGGAGCAUGCCCUAAGACGGUAUCCUUCAGGGGAGGAGAGGUGCAUUGCAUGUAAGCUAUGUGAAGCAAUCUGUCCUGCACAGGCUAUUACAAUUGAAGCAGAAGAGCGCAAAGAUGGCUCACGAAGAACAACUCGUUACGAUAUUGACAUGACAAAGUGUAUAUACUGUGGUUUUUGUCAGGAGGCAUGUCCAGUAGAUGCAAUUGUAGAAGGACCUAACUUUGAAUUUUCAACUGAAACUCAUGAAGAGCUACUUUAUAAUAAGGAAAAAUUACUAUCAAAUGGAGAUAAAUGGGAGAGUGAGAUAGCUUCUAACAUUAAAGCUGAUCAUCUCUAUCGUUAG
Leptosia nina is the source of this 660-nucleotide messenger RNA. NCBI's taxonomy places the organism in Eukaryota, Metazoa, Arthropoda, Insecta, Lepidoptera, Pieridae. The record is from the annotation of a GenBank genome assembly.